Messenger RNA from Corticium candelabrum, 704 nucleotides. Its product is annotated as COMM domain-containing protein 6-like. Gene Ontology annotation, molecular function: NF-kappaB binding. The record is from RefSeq and is a predicted model, not a curated record. Bases 10 to 606 code for a protein of 198 amino acids. The transcript is spliced from 8 exons. NCBI's taxonomy places the organism in Eukaryota, Metazoa, Porifera, Homoscleromorpha, Homosclerophorida, Plakinidae.
CUUGAAGUAAUGGUUCUCCAAGACGCUCCUGCGGGGUUUGAGAGUGCUGCAGCGGUUUUGAAUUCUUUACCACAAGAUUAUCUGGCUCAAACAUGUCAGGAAGUGCUUUCAUUUCUUCAGUACAAGGUUGGCUGUGUGAAUGUAAAGAAACUUAGAACUCAACUAGAUGGUGCAGGCUGUAGUCUAACACAAGAAAAACUUCAAAGUGCUGUCAAUGCUUUGACAUUUGUUUUUAGAUCUGCUGCACAGGAGCAUGUUGCAGUUGAUGCAUUGUCAGAAGAGUUGGGGUCCAGUAACUUGUUCUCAGAAGAAGCAGUAGCCAUCAUCAAACAUUUAUGGAGUGAAGAGGGAAAAUCGCUUUUGUCACCUGAUGUUGCAUCAAGACUGCUUAACGUUGGGCAUCUGGUUGGCAUGAAGUGGAAGUUAGGUGUUGCAAUGAGCUCAAGCAGUUGUCGAAGCCUCAAUACACCGUAUGUAACAAUGGUUCUAUCAGUGGGUGAUGCAUCUGGGUUGGUUCGUGAUCACUCGUUUGAACUAUCCAUCGCCGAGUUUCAGAAUUUCUCCAAGCAGGUGAAAGAGAUGGGAGCAAUACUGGAAACAGUGUAAAAUGUAUGGUAUGUGAUGUGGGUUGACAGUCAUGGCCGCAUACAGUAUGUGCUUGGGUUUGUACAUUGAGUUUCUAAUAAAGAAUCGGAUUGAGAUCA